Moesziomyces antarcticus is the source of this 1716-nucleotide messenger RNA. Its product is annotated as glycosyltransferase family 50 protein. Gene Ontology annotation, cellular component: glycosylphosphatidylinositol-mannosyltransferase I complex; membrane. Bases 1 to 1716 code for a protein of 571 amino acids. NCBI's taxonomy places the organism in Eukaryota, Fungi, Basidiomycota, Ustilaginomycetes, Ustilaginales, Ustilaginaceae. Gene Ontology annotation, molecular function: GPI mannosyltransferase activity; alpha-1,4-mannosyltransferase activity. The record is from RefSeq and is a predicted model, not a curated record. Gene Ontology annotation, biological process: GPI anchor biosynthetic process. The transcript has a single exon.
AUGAGGAGCUCCGUGUGGCCAGGGCUGUACAUUGCAGCUGGCAUUCUGCUCCGCGUCGGCCUCUUGCUUUGGGGUCAGCAUCAGGAUGCCAACCACGCCGUUCCCUACACCGAUGUCGACUACUACGUCUUCUCCGACGCUGCCAAGAUGGUCGUCGACGGCUGCCCGCUCUCGGCCAUCAUUGAGCAUCUCGACUACGACUCGGACAUCGAUCUGUCGGGCCGCAAGGACGUCCAGUGUGCAAACGGCAUCGUGCCCGAAUCGGCGCGCUUCCUGCUGCUCAACGACCCCAACAGCCAUGCGCCUACCGACGGUCUGCGUCCGGACGAGUCGGAUGCAAUGUACUACUGGGCCAAACGCUCGUACCGGUUUGCAAAGCCGGCAUUCGAUCUGUUCGCCUCGCUCGGAGAUCCGUAUGCGCGCCCCACGUACAGGUACACGCCCUUCCUCGCGGUGCUGCUCGCGCCCAUCCAUCUGUUCGGGUGGGCCGACUUUGGCAAGUACAUCUUUGCCGCGAGCGACCUGCUGUGUGCAGUGUUCAUGUGGCUCAUCCUCGACGGACGCCGCCCGCAAGCCUCGUCCGCCGGAGUAUUUGUGCAUCUCCCAGGCUUGCUGUGGAUUCUCAAUCCCAUGGUCGCCCAGAUCUCGACGCGCGGGUCAUCAGAGUCGCUCGUGGGGCUCUUUGUCCUCUCCUUCCUCUACUUCUUCCUCAAGGCUAACCCAGAGGCGCCGCUCGGUCUCAGUGCAAAGUACCUGCCCGAGUUCGGUUUUGCCUCGGCCUCAGCUGAUGUCGACAACAAGGCGGGAAAGGCGAAGGAUGUGGUGGCAGCUGCUACUUACGAGGCACUACCGCCCGAAAGCGCUUCGAGUCUGCUCGACUGGUCGCUCGAGGCGUACGUCGCACCUACGCUGCUGGGCUUGGCGACCCACCUGAAGCUGUUCCCCGUCAUCUACGCGGUGCCCGUGCUUGCGCACCUGUACCGAUCGACGGUCACCGCGUAUGCACCCGAGCGUCGCGCGUCGCUCAGCCUCUGGACACGACACGCGGCGGGCAUCCAGUUUGGCUUUGUGGCGUUCUACGCCUUCAUGGCGGCCAACGUGGCUGCGUGGGCCGUAUGGGGGACGCCUUUCAUCGAGCAUACCUUCCUCUACCACCUGCGCCGCGCCGACCACCGCCACAACUUUAGCCCCUACUUUCUCGGCACGUAUCUGUCGCUGUUUGCGGCCCCGGCACACGAUGGCUCGGUGGUCGAGCGCGUGCUUGCAUCGCCGCUGCUGUCGUUCCUGCCGCAACUGAGCGUUGUGGUUGCGCUCGGAUACCUCCUGGGCAAGCGCGACGUGGUGGCAGCCAUGACGGCACAGACGAUCGCCUUCGUCGCGUUCAACAAGGUGUGCACCAGCCAGUACUUCCUCUGGUUCCUCUGGCUCCUACCGCUCGUGUGGCCCAGCCUCAAGGUCGGAAGGAUCGAGACGGGUGUAGCGGUGGCAGCGUGGGUGAGCGGACAGGCGCUGUGGCUCUCGCAGGCGUACCAGCUCGAGUUCCAGGCAAAACAGGUGUUUGUGCGCGUCUGGGCGAGCGGGCUCGUGCUGUUGGCCAUCCAUGCCGGUCUGCUCGUCUGGUUCCUCUCGUCAUGGGCCAGGUUCCGGGCUGAAAUCCAGAAGCACGGUCUCAAGCUUCGUGACGGCAAGCUGGUCAAGACGCUCAAAUCGCAAUAG